AUGGCGGUUCGGCGUUCCGCUCGCCUGCGUACCCAGGCGUCUCCCGAUAGUGACGAAUCUUCCCCACAGCCAGAUAGGACCACGCGACUUUUCUCUGUUGAGGAACGCGACGAGACGUCUAGCAAUGAUCAGCCCAUCAUGCGCACGCCUGUCACCAAGAAAAGCACCCAGAUACCCCAUUCCACACAGUCAUAUCAGAAGGUCACCGAGGCCAGAACCCCAACAGGUCUGCCUGCUGUUCGUCCAUCUUUAGAAGAUAUGCAUCCCAGCAAGGCACACCAGAGCACCACCAAGAAAGUUGACUCUGGACUCCUUCUCGGCUUCAACCCCAUUAAGAAAGAUGCCAAUGGAAAUGUCGUGAAGGAUGGCGUGAAUGAAAACACCCCCUCUAAGACCAAGCCUUCUCCCGCUGCUAGUCAGUACGGCACGCCUGGAUAUGAGUUCAAGUUUGGACAAGAGUCUCAACUCAGCGAUCAGGCGAAGCAACUGAUGGACAGAAUUCGUGAAGAGGCCAAGCAGACUAGAGCGAAGAUGGCACUGGAAAACUCGAACGGACAAGAAGAAGAGACUCAUGAGACCCAGGUUGAGCGGAAAAUCGCAAAGCCACGAGGCCAAGCCGGACGUUUCAGUGAUGUGCACAUGGCCGAAUUCAAGAAAAUGGACUCGAUCGCCAAUCACGCUUCGUCUUUCAGGGCAAGUCCCGGUAAAUUCCAGCCUGUGACGAAAUCUUUGAAACGCACAAAGUCCAAGGCUCAGUUGGACGAACCGGAGCCCCAAAACUCGUCUCCGUCACGAUCCUCCUCCUCCGCAAAGCGAUCUGCGGUGCCUACGCCUACUGCCACCGCCACCGCCAAGCGUGCCAAACCCAACCCAACAGACGAUGCACCAGAGGAUCACCCUGAAAACGGAGCCGUUCUUAAAUUGGAAGAAGCUACGCCCAAGAAGGCCGCCACUCCCAAGGCUAAUGCAGCACGGCCCCGCUCCACUAUUCGAAGCUCUCUCAUGACGCCGACCAGGGCCUCGAUGGCACGUUCCGCCUCCGUUUCUCUUAGUCUCAAGGCUCCCAAAACAUCAUUGAUUCCCUCGUUGGCGCGCUCCCCCACUACACAGGCAUUAGCAUCUCCACGGACUCCUCGAACUGAGUUCAAUCCUCGGUUCAAGAGUAACUUGCCAAGUAUCAGCAAUCUCAAGUCGAUUCUUCGCAGACGUCAGCCAUUGUUCUCUCGCGAUCCAGCCAAGAUUGCUGCUGGGACUCACGCAGCCGCCCCAGACUUCAAUCCUGAUUUACUCUUCGCCGGACAGGCUGAAUCGACGGGUGCCGCCCUCUCCCCCUCGCCGAAGAAGCACGUCGAAUUCACCCCAAGUGUCAAAUCUCGUCAUCAAUUAUUAGAGAAAUCUCCAUCCCGCUCUAAGAUUCCUACCACUCCGUCUCGCUCUAAUCUGUCCGAGAUUUUCUACCCAACUCUUCCUACUCUCACUCCCGAACGAAAAUCCACUGCUGAGGAUACAAACGACAACGAAGCCCAGUCUCCCACGAUUCGCCAUGUCCGCAAGUCCGAAGGUUGUGACUCUGCCAAUGUCUAUCCUGAGCUCCCUGUGGUGGCACACGGCAUCUCUCAUGGACUCAGCAACAAGAAGAGACGUCGAUCCGACGUUGAUGAUGAUGACGAUGUUCCAAAUGCUGAGGAUACUGAGAAUGUUCCUCCCGCCGAUGCCCAGCCUGACGAGCGCAGCACCAAGCGAAUGAAGGCGAACCCACCAACUCCAAGCCCUGUCAAGUCUCGCCCUAUCAAGACACCUGUCCGCUCCGUAUCUGGUCGGGUCGGUAACUCCGCAAGCGCAAGUGCUAAGAAGCGUCCGGGAAUGUUGAGUCUGAGUCGCUUGAAUAUGCUCUCCAAGCCCAAGGGACGAGCCUAA
Penicillium angulare is the source of this 1917-nucleotide messenger RNA. RefSeq lists its product as uncharacterized. The record is from RefSeq and is a predicted model, not a curated record. The transcript has 2 exons. The coding region runs from base 1 to 1917 and encodes 638 amino acids. Lineage: Eukaryota; Fungi; Ascomycota; Eurotiomycetes; Eurotiales; Aspergillaceae.